Vicia villosa (hairy vetch) is the source of this 1456-nucleotide messenger RNA. RefSeq names its product B3 domain-containing protein At2g36080-like. Gene Ontology annotation, molecular function: DNA binding; DNA-binding transcription factor activity. The transcript is spliced from 2 exons. The record is from RefSeq and is a predicted model, not a curated record. The coding region runs from base 211 to 1113 and encodes 300 amino acids. NCBI's taxonomy places the organism in Eukaryota, Viridiplantae, Streptophyta, Magnoliopsida, Fabales, Fabaceae.
CCAUUGUAUAUCACACUUUCAUUUAUUAGAUUGAAUAAAAGAGAAACAAUAAGCUUAGACAAUAAAAGAGAAACACAGAAACAAAGUACUAUAUAUAUAGUACCCAACACAACCACAUAAAUAUACUCUUUCUUCCUCACGUUCUUGUAGUAUAACAAACUCUAACACAAACACACAAACAACCUUCAACCACUCACGUACUACACAAAUAUGUCAAUACAAGAAACGACGUCGUUAUGGUGGACUACUCACCAACAACAACAACGACAAGAACGACAAGAGAAGACCAAGGGUCAUCAACAAGAGGAAGAAGGUGAAUUAGACGACGACGUCGUUUUAGAGUCAAUGAUGAAACUGAAAACGGCUUCAGCUUCGGUGUCUGCGUCGGCGUCUGUAUCAGAAGAAGAGAAAGAAGCUAUGUUUGAGAAACCCUUAACACCAAGCGACGUUGGGAAGCUGAACCGUCUCGUGAUACCGAAGCAACACGCGGAGAGAUAUUUCCCACUCGACUCAGAAGAAACGAAGGGACUUCUACUGAGUUUCGACGACGAGUCAGGGAAGUGUUGGAGGUUCCGUUACUCGUAUUGGAACAGUAGUCAGAGUUACGUUCUUACCAAAGGUUGGAGUCGUUAUGUGAAAGAUAAACGUCUUGAUGCCGGCGACGUCGUUUUGUUUCAGAGACACCGUACACAUCCUCACCGGUUUUUUAUCUCUUGGAGGCGCCGCCAUGCUACUGCUGCCGCAACAGCGACGGUUCAUGCUGGCCCUAGUACUGACGGCAAUGGCGCUGUUGCUUCUGUUGGGUGGUCCAGAGGACUCUACCCUGCGCAUCAUCCUUAUCCUACGCAUCAUCACCCUUUCUCAUAUCAUGCUGCAGGUGAAGGGACCCAAAGUCAGGACACAAACGCACCUUGUGGAAACAAUUCGAGUACUUCCAGGGUGCUGAGGCUGUUUGGAGUGAACAUGGAAUGCCAACCUGAUAAUAAUAUUAAUGAUUCCGAAGCGGCAGAAUGCUCUUAUAAUAUGUCACAAGGACCACAAUUCUACCACCACCUCCACCGUCAACCACCGUCAAACACUCACCAUCACAUGCUACGUCAACAACAACCAUAGAAUCAAUCAAUUUCUAUAAGACAUGCUCACUCUCCUAACUAGAUUCUCUCUUUUGUUUAAUUAAUUUUAAUUAUUAUUAUUAUUAGUAGUAUAACUAAUGACUAUGUCAUUAACAUGAUGCAUGAAAGGAACCGUUUCUUAAUUGUUUAUGAUUAUUAUUAUAAGUAUAGUAUUUAGGUUCACGUUGAAGAUUGUAGAGGAUCUUUCUUGUCUUAAAUUCAGGAGAUGCAUGUAAAUGGAAAUAGUUUGUUUAUUUGUUUCGUGAGAUUUUCUUGUUCCCUAUCAAUCAAGCAAAUAUUCAUUACUUUCUACUAUACUAAGAUGUGAAUGCCAGAACAGACAC